Molecule: messenger RNA, 1021 nt
Organism: Melozone crissalis (California towhee)
Lineage: Eukaryota; Metazoa; Chordata; Aves; Passeriformes; Passerellidae
Gene: CUNH18orf32
Product: chromosome unknown C18orf32 homolog
Exons: 3
Coding region: 436-738 (100 amino acids)
Biological process (GO): positive regulation of canonical NF-kappaB signal transduction
Source: RefSeq, a predicted model, not a curated record
GCCCGGCCCACGGCCGCCUGGCCUCGCCGCUAGCCGGGGGCUCACGGGCUGCACCGGCCCCAACCGCCCCCGGAGAGCGGAACGGCAACGCCUGACAUCAGGCCGCCUCCCGGGCUCCUCAUCCUUCUUGGAAAACGGGGAGAACCCGGCGGGUUUGCCGCUGUGGCGUUUUUCGGGCGCUGGGAACAAAGCCGUGCCGAGGUUUGCCCGUCAGUGAGCGCGUUCCGUGCCGGGGCUCACCGAGGGCAGCGGCACCACCCGCCGCAGGACAUCACCUACCGGCCACCCCCUCACUCCGCUUUUCUCCUUUUCGUUUAUUGUCCUUGCUAAACAGCUGGCCGAGCUUUGCCAGGACACCGGAGGAAUUCGUCAGGACGGUGUUCCACGCUGAUCCCAGGGAUCGCUGGUGCAUCAGGCAGAGCACAGGAGGGAGCCAUGGUGUGCAUUCCCUGCAUCGUGAUCCCUGUUCUGCUCUGGGUCUACAAGAAGUUUCUGGAGCCCUACAUCUACCCCAUGGUCGCCCCCUUCAUCAAGCAUGUCUGGCCCAAGAAAGCAGUGCAGGAGCCACCAGGCACCAAGCAGGGGCCAGGAGGCAGCACUGGGGACCCCCGGGGACCUGCAGCUGCCAAGAGAGACCAGGAGGAUGGACCUGGGGGCCAUAAAUUGGAAAGCAAUGGCAUUGUAAAUGGAAGUCCUGCAAAGGGAUCUGCUGCAGUGUAUGACAAGAAAACAGCUUGAAGGAGUUAAUUCCUGAGGAUUUUAUUCCCUCAUGUCCAGUAUGAACUGCUGAUAUUCCUCUCAAUUUGAGACUUUUUUUCUUUGCACAUUUUAGCUGAAUAAAAAACUUAAUUGCUUGCAGGAGAGUCUCUUUUGCCACUAAAAUGGCAGCUGUUUGUUUAUUUAAAAUAUUUGAAAUCUGAUGUUCUUGUAUUUUUCUUGCUGGAACUACUUUUCAUCUGCCAUCUGUUUGGUGUGAUUAGAGUUUAGGUUAAAUAACGUAAGAAUAAAUCUGUCUGUGGAA